CAUGUGAAAUAUUAAAUCUGUCAAGUUGCAAAUAGAUCCACAAAGGCUUAGUGAAAUGUCAGAUGCUGCCUCUCUGAGUUCAUCUCACUACACAGCAGGGAAUCAUCUCCCAUUAACACCAGAUUAUGACAUUCCAAGCAGAUCCUCCACUGUCAUGGUGGAACCUAGAGGUUUAUCUUAUGUUAUACAGUAUUUACAGAACUUACUGAGGUAAAACCUCUCUGACCUGCUGAGGGGUGUACAAGGCAGUCAAGGCACAAGUCAGUUUCUUCUGGUGCAUAUGUGAAAAGAUUAAAUACAAUCUUAAAUAUAAAAAGGAGUAAGAGCCAAGUAUCCGGUUUCUUUUGGGCUCACUGGAAUACAUUUUAUUGCCAGAGCUGAUCGUGACCUUUGAUGUGGGGGCAUUACGGCCUUGAGCUGGUCCGUGGCAGUAUCUGAAGAGAAUGACUCACUAUAGACCCCCGGCCAAAAUACGGUUAUUAAUAAACUGCCUGUUGUUGGUGUGCCGACAACAUUAAUAACUAGACGAAAGGAGGGGGAGGGCAAAUGACUAGACAGAAUCUCCUUUAAGAAGCAUGAAAACUAUUUCUGAUAUAGAGUGUAAUAAAAAAGCAAGAAGUGUGAGAAUUUAGAGUCACAAAUAAACAAUAGGGUCGCCAGCAUUUGUCUCAAUGAUGUUACAGGUCUAAAAUAACAAAAUGUAUGCAAAGCUGCCCCCCUCCCCACUAUAUUAUCCUUGGGUCUUUUAAUAGCAUGGAAAUAGGACAGAGCAGCUGUCUCCCACCUCUCCCACCACCGUUCUCUGAUCAACUCCCUUCAUAUUCUCCCGAGACUGAAAUCAUCUCUACAAACGCACUCUCUCACUUCAGGACCAUACGCCCAGUCACCGGCUUUCUGACACAUGAGCUAAAAAUCACACCGCUGCGUUCUCCAACACAGCUCAGUACCCAGCUCAGCCAUGGCAGACAAAAAGGCCGUCGGCAAAGUGAGUAUAAUAAAAAGAAAAGAGAAGAAAGUGGAGAACAAGCCUGAAAAGGAGAAGGAGAAAAAAGUGGAGACCAAGCCUGAAAAGGAGAAAGAAAAAGGGAAAGAGAAGGAGGAGAAGAUGAAAAACAAGCCAGAGAAGGCCCCAGAAAAACCAAAGGUAGAAGAGCAGAAGCCACAGGGAAACGGGGAGGCAGCUGAAGCUGAAGGGGCACAGGGAGGUACCGAGGAUGGAGAGUUCAAAUAUGAGCCUAUAGAGCUUCCGCCAUUUGAGAUCAUCAUAGGAGAUCGACUCUGCCCCACUUUCUUCAAGUUCCAGUUCAAAAACGUGGAGUACUCCUGUGGCCGAAACAAGACCUUCCUGUGUUACCAGGUGGACAUUCAGAGCAGCUCAGGAGAACCUGAUGGGCUCCGGGGUUACUUGGAGGAUGAGCACACCGGCACUCAUGCUGAGGUGGCCUUCUUUCAACAGGUGCUUCCCCAGUAUGACAAAUCUCUGCGCUACACGGUCACCUGGUACACAUCAUCCAGUCCCUGUGUAGCAUGUGCAAGCAAGCUAGGAGAAAUCCUGAGAGUCCGCAAGACACUCCGUCUUAACAUCCACUGCUCCCGCCUCUUCUUGUGGGAGGAGCCUGAGGUGCAAGCGGCGUUAAAGGCACUGGUACAGGCAGGGUGCAAACUGAGGAUGAUGAGGCCAGUGGACUUUACUUAUGUUUGGUCCACUUUUGUGGAGAACGAGGAAGAGAGUUUUGCUCCCUGGGAGGACUGUCAAGAUAGCUAUGAGUACUACGACGAGAAGCUCGCCAACAUUCUGCAGUAGAGUAAUUAAUGGUUUUUCAGUAAUGGAAGCUGCUCUUCUGUUUUGGAACAUGCCAGCUUUUAUCUGCCAUUUAAUUCCUGGAAAAUUGUGUUUUUUUCUGCAAUUCCAUUUCUCUUACUAAUGCCUCAAAUAUAGAAUUCAGACUUUUAUAGUCUUUUACAGUCAUAGAUUUGUUUAGGUUUUUUGCCUAGUGCUAUGCAAACACAAAAUACUAAACAUUUCACAUUAGAUUUAAAUCAUUUUUACAUAUAAACCAGGACUGGAUACACAUUCAGAUAUGACUGUAAUGAGAAUUAUGUUCUUUAUUUUGUUGUUCACGUUAUUCAGGUUAUAUCUAUUUACAUCACUGAUGGCAUAAAAUCAGAAUUGAACAAGAAGGCUUAAGUAUAUAAGGCUUGAAUUUGUUCCUAAUUGUUGUUGUCAAAACUCUGCUUCACAAAUACAGAAUGUAGAUGUGGGACACUAAUUAAAUAUUGGGCAAAAAUGACUGUGAUAUUUUGUUGUUUUGAAAAAUAUAUUGUGAUGUUAAAAAAAAAAAAAACAGGAAUUUUCACCAGAUACCAAAGUCAGAAGUCUACCAUGUCAUUAUAUUAAUAAUGCACUCUGUGUAUUGAUGACUAAAAUAAAUUAGACUGUGGAGAUAUAAUCUGCCUCUGUCUGAUAGCAGAACGUAGAUUUUUUCCUUUUGUUACAUUAUAAAUCUUGCGAUGUGACUUGCACAAACUGAAAGAAUAUAUACUGUGCAGUCCUAACUGGAAUAUUGAAGGACUUAAUUGGUGUUGAUAUGUACAUAUUUACAUUAACUAGACAAAAUCAUGCUCUUAACUAGAGGUGGGUAAUAUGUCCAUAUUUAUCAUAAUAUGAUCAAUUUUCCUAUCGCAUUGACAAUAUACUUUUUUAAGAACUUAAAGCACACUGACCUUACUGUAAAUUUAAUUACCAACAGCAUAGCUAGUCUAGUUGAAUUACAUGAAUUGCAGUAUAUCUGGAGUAAAUGUUACUGUAUUUGAAUGGUGUUUAAGGAUCUGUCACUACUGAGGCAUGUUGAUUGUGAUCAAAUGUAUUGCAAUAAAAAAACUGUGUAUCAAGAAA
Messenger RNA from Astyanax mexicanus (Mexican tetra), 2896 nucleotides. RefSeq names its product apolipoprotein B mRNA editing enzyme, catalytic polypeptide-like 2b (gene apobec2b). The transcript is spliced from 3 exons. The coding region runs from base 959 to 1804 and encodes 281 amino acids. Gene Ontology annotation, molecular function: RNA binding; cytidine deaminase activity. Gene Ontology annotation, cellular component: cytoplasm; nucleus. The record is from RefSeq and is a predicted model, not a curated record. Lineage: Eukaryota; Metazoa; Chordata; Actinopteri; Characiformes; Acestrorhamphidae. Gene Ontology annotation, biological process: cytidine to uridine editing.